UCCCGUUCGGGACUCUGCUCCAGCAGCUGUGUCUGGGUUGCUGCGCAGGAUGCCAGCGUUUCAGCAGCCGUGUCCGUGAGGACAGUCGGUGAUCCUCUCGCCCCUGCCUGUGUGCCCCCCUUCACGGCAGGCUGCAAACUUUGCUGCUUCAUCAUCAGCUUAUCCAUCUGUAGCGCUCGCCUCGGCUGGGAAUGGCUCCCUGACUUGUCGGGCAGGGCUACAGGUCCUCUGCUCCUAAGAGAGAGUGGUCUCACAGAAAUCAGAACAGUGACAAUAGAGCAGCAUCUGGAGCCGAAUGGAUGCCUUAAUGGUCUGGUGAUGCAGCUAGCAUCGCGGCCGAGGAGGCUAAGGAAGAAGGCUUAUAAUUGCUGUGGGUAAAUCCCUGAGCCUCUGGGAGCAGCGGCAGCCCUGGGAAGCUUAGAAUCCCACCAGGAGAGAAUUGACCGCAUUUCAGAAAGAACACGGUGGACAGCCCCAUGUGACCUGAAGAUGGAGUAGUAACCAAGGCAUGCCCCAUGAUUCUGAGCACCUUUCCCUGUGGACUCCAGUCCUAGCCAGAGGCUGCACGUGGAGCUGAAGGAACUGAUCCCCUGCUUUCCUGAGAACCCCUUUCUCUACUGAUUCAUGAGCCAGCAGGAUGCGGUCGCUGCGCUUUCAGAACGCCUGCUCAUAGCUGCGUACAAAGGCCAAGCGGAGAAUGUGGUUCAGCUCAUCAACAAGGGUGCCAAGGUAGCGGUUACCAAGCAUGGCCGGACCCCCUUGCACCUUGCUGCCAAUAAGGGCCAUCUCUCUGUGGUCCAGAUUCUGCUGAAGGCUGGCUGUGACCUCGACCUGCAGGAUGAUGGGGACCAGACAGCCUUGCACCGGGCCGCUGUGGUGGGAAAUGUUGAGAUCAUCACAACGCUUAUCCGUGAGGGAUGUGCCCUGGACAGACAGGACAAGGAUGGGAACACAGCCCUCCAUGAAGCCGCCUGGCAUGGGUUCAGCCAGUCAGCCAAGCUGCUUGUUAAAGCGGGAGCCAACGUGCUUGCCAGGAACAAGGCAGGGAACACGGCUCUGCACCUGGCCUGCCAGAACAGCCGCUCCCAGAGCACACGCGUCCUCCUGCUGGGCGGUUCCCGGGCUGACCUCAAAAAUAACGCAGGAGACACCUGUUUGCACGUGGCCGCGCGAUACAAUCACUUGUCCAUCGUUAAACUCCUUCUCAGUGCUUUCUGCUCUGUCCAUGAGAAGAACCAGGCUGGAGACACAGCCCUCCAUGUGGCUGCUGCCCUAAAUCACAAGAAGGUGGUUAAAAUCCUGCUGGAAGCUGGCGCUGACACGACCAUUGUGAACAAUGCAGGCCAGACCCCGCUGGAGACUGCCCGCCACCACAAUAAUCCUGAAGUUGCUCUGUUGCUCACCAAGGCUCCCCAGAUCUUGCGCUUUAGUCGUGGGCGAAGCCUGAGGAAAAGGAGAGAGAGGCUCAAGGAAGAGAGGAGGGCCCAGUCUGUGCCCAGAGAUGAGGUGGCACAGAGCAAGGGAAGUGUCUCAGCAGGAGACACCCCCAGCAGUGAGCAAGCUGUCCCCCAAAAAGAGGAAGCUAAAAGAGAUUGCCCAUCUGCUUCCCAGGAGCCCAGAAAGGAUGAAAGAAGGAGAAAGUCAAGGCCGGAGGUGUCAGCACUAUCUGACCCCACCCCAGCAGCAGACCAACAGCCUGGACACCAAAGGAACCCGCACAGUCAUCACCACCCCAAAAAGAAGAGCAGACAUCGGUGCUGGUCCCCACCUCCGCCCCAUGGAUUCAGGGCGUACCAGCUCUACACACUGUACCGGGGCGAGGAUGGAAAAGUCAUGCAGGCUCCCAUAAAGGGUUGUCGCUGUGAACCUCUCAUCAACAAGCUGGAGAACCAGCUGGAGGCGACUGUGGAGGAGCUCAAAGCCGAACUGGGAUCGGUGCAGGAUAAAGUGAAUGCAAAGCUGGGACAGAUGGAGAGCAAGACCCAGCACCAAAUGUGUGUUUUGGACAAACUGAUGGUGGAGCGACUGUCGGCGGAGAGAACAGAAUGCCUGAGUCGCCUGCAGCAGCACGCAGCUGCUGAGAAGCAGGAGGGGGAGAAGCGGCAGAUGUCCUUGGUGGACGAAUUAAAAGCCUGGUGCAUGUUGAAGAUCCAGAAUCUGGAGCUGAGGCUUUCUGGAGAGUCUCGAACCUGUAGAGCUAAAUCUACACCAUCUCCUUGUGACUCCUCUCCAGAUCAACCAGCGGUAGCUGGAGGGCCAUCGGCAGCUUCCAACAGCUCCUCUCAGGUUGUGAGGCCCAAGGAGAAGGCACUUGGUGCCACGGCUGCCCAGAGACAGCAGCAGGAGCUGCUUCCCUCUGAAGGCACAGGCUCCCGGUUGAGGAAGGUCAAGGCCCCAGCAGCCCCCUGCCCCCUGAAUGGGGCUCCCAAGUGUGAUCAGCAGACUGGGUUCUGUGUCAACAGAGGCACUCAAACCAAGAAGUCUGGCAGAAGUGGGCAGACCAAGCAUCGAGGCCAGCAGCCCACGGCCAGCAGCCCCUGUGGGCAGCAGUCCUCAGCAGUGGGCGGCGAUGUCCGAGAUGCCUCACAAGCCCUGGAGCUAACCCAGUAUUUUUUUGAGGCCGUUUCUACCCAGAUGGAAAAAUGGUAUGAACGGAAAAUCGAAGAAGCACGAAAUCAAGCCAGUCAGAAAGCCCAACAAGACGAGGCCACCCUGAAGGAGCACAUCAGAAGCCUGGAAGAGGAGCUUGCCAAGCUGCGGACAAAGGUGCAGAAGUAAAACCCAGACCCUGAGGGGAAGCAACGAGACUUCUGGCUUGGUAACGGGGAAGUAACUGUCCCGGGAGCGAGGGAUUGUGAACAAGGUGGAACUGCCCCUUGGAGUCACCAAUCUGCUGUGGACACGUGCUUCUGUGCUCUCAAGUUACACUGAAGCCUGGGAAGCAUGAGGAGUUGCAGGUCUCACUCCUAAUUCUAAACCUUAGCAAACCACCCCAAGAGAAGGUGUGUGCCUAAGUCUGUGAUUUAGUGACAUGAAAUGUGUUAGGAGCAAAGAUUACUCUCUGGGAACUCUACAAGUAGUCAUUCGUAUCCACGUCAACACGCCUGCUGUGCCUGGACGGUCCCAGCAGAGCCAGGGCUCAGAUGCAGCUGUGCCUGGACGGUCCCAGCAGAGCCAGGACUCAGAUGCAGGAAGCCUUCUUUCUCCCCUGUAACUCUCAAAAUGCUCAUCUUUUAACUGGGUGAAAAUCUUUCAGAUUUUGAGGGGAAAUACAUUUUAAUGAUCUCAGUGUCCAGUAUGUCUUAAAAUAAUUUUAAAGUUCGUGUAAAUAAGGAGUAAUGCUGACUGAAAAUGUUUAUCAAAUGAGAAAAGUUUAAACCAUUGGUCAGAUACUGUGUUUUUAGUCAAAAUAAUUGAGACUGUUAGAAAAAAAUUCAUGAAACAACUCCAGCCAGUUCCUUAGACUACCUUUCUGAAUACAAGACUUUUGUUCUGUAUUUUGUAAACAAUUAAAGGAAUUUCACGGAGGUUUAAUUUCUAAUUGACUUCUCUCACUGAAGAACAUCAAGGUAAAAAAUUGACUAACUCGACAUCAGAAGGCUUUUCUUGUUUACUGAAUGAAACGUACCAGAGACCGAGGAGGUGAAGAUAUCUCGGUCAAGACCUUGGGUUUCUCUUGUAAUCUUUUGGAUCAUGGAUUAUAUCAGUCUCCACGUGCUCUACAUAUGUACAGAAAAUUCAGUUGUUUCUCUAAGCCUAAAACCUACUGACCAUGAAUUGUGACUAAAAUGCUGUUCAUUGAGCCAAAGAGAAGUGAUGAUAUUUCAGGAAUUGUGUAGUUAGCCCUUUGUCAAGCCAAGUUUUUGUUUUUCCUUCUAGUGACAAUCCAUGAAUACAGACAUUCCUGUAAACAUGACAGGUAUUUUGAGUAGAGUCCAGUGAGUCCUAGUUCAUGUGACCGACCUGUCUCUAUCCUCUGUGUCUUUAGAGGUGCAACCCUUUCCCAACAAGAUGUCACUUGCUCCUGUAGGGUCAUUCCUUAUUACACUCCAAACUAUCAGGAACUGCCUAAUACUAAAGAGAUGAGUUAUGCUCCGAGCAGGAGUUAUUUUCACUAUUAGAAUAUUUCUUACCUCAAGACAUCCCUGUUGAGAACUGCAGAGAAUAACUGUAAUUGGACACCAGGUCUCUACCAGAGUAUCUUGGUAGCUGUACUUUGAUGAUAUACCUCCUACCCGUCAGAAGCAGGCAGCUUAUCACUGUGAACUGGAUAUUUUGUCAAGUCAUUAAGCAUAGAGACCAGGCUACUGAAUAAGGGCAGUCAGCCCCUUACCCACAGGGCUGACUUCCUAAAGUGGUGGGUGUUUGUUGUUGGUUGACUGUGUACCCCUAGACUGGCUUUGAACUCAUGAUCUUACUGUGGUGGUCUCCUGAAGUCUGGGGUUAAAGGAGUGAGCCCCAUAGCCAAUCACAUUUUGUCUGUAGCACCAGGGUUAGGUUUGUUGCCGUUGUUCCUUAGCGUUGUGCAGCACUGCAGAUCUGGUGUGCAUUGUCCCCUGUGCCAUGUGCUACAAGAAGCAAGUACCCCAGCCGCACCUUGACAAAUCACUGUUUAUACCAUGUAUUCUCAUGUAGGUCGUGCUUCAAACAGAGGCCUAAAGUGUCAACAGCUGUGGAAAAAGUCAUAAAACAGUAAAGUUGUACAUUAUUCAUGUCCUUAAAAAAACGAGUUAGCACAUCCAAUAUACUGUAUACUAAAUACCUGUGAUAGAUGUCUUAGUCCUCGCAUCGUUUUUGACUUGGGGAGUCCAAAACAGGCUUUUCACGUGUCUUUUUUUAAAUUUUAUUUUUGGUGAAAGGCAUGUUGUCUAAUGUUUCUCUCACCGUGAACUUGUGUUUCCUGCAAGCAUUAAACAUUGUUUUCAGUUC
Molecule: messenger RNA, 4929 nt
Organism: Chionomys nivalis (European snow vole)
Lineage: Eukaryota; Metazoa; Chordata; Mammalia; Rodentia; Cricetidae
Gene: Ankrd6
Product: ankyrin repeat domain 6
Exons: 16
Coding region: 625-2778 (717 amino acids)
Cellular component (GO): cytoplasm
Molecular function (GO): protein binding
Source: RefSeq, a predicted model, not a curated record